This is a messenger RNA of Gigantopelta aegis, 963 nucleotides long. RefSeq names its product probable E3 SUMO-protein ligase RNF212. Gene Ontology annotation, cellular component: synaptonemal complex. Gene Ontology annotation, molecular function: SUMO transferase activity. Bases 95 to 847 code for a protein of 250 amino acids. NCBI's taxonomy places the organism in Eukaryota, Metazoa, Mollusca, Gastropoda, Neomphalida, Peltospiridae. The transcript has 15 exons. Gene Ontology annotation, biological process: protein sumoylation; homologous chromosome pairing at meiosis; reciprocal meiotic recombination. The record is from RefSeq and is a predicted model, not a curated record.
UAUAGAUUUGUUUUUAUCAAGGGACACAACUCCUGAUUUUCAGAAGACUUCUGAGGCGGCAAUUCCAAAUUUAUCAAUAUGUGAAGUUUUCUUCAUGGACUGGCUUCACUGCAAUCUCUGUUUCUUGCAACCUGGAAAUGGCCUCAAGUUUUUCUUAACAAGUUGUGGUCACAUAUACUGUGCCAACUGUGUCAAUGCAGGCACUAAGGACAAGUGCAAAAUGUGUGCUGCCAAAUGUUCCACUAUUCCGCUGACCGGGAAGCUGAAAGCAGAUGUUGAAGUGUUCUUCACAGACCCAAUGGAUCUUUUGAAGAAAUACCAAAAACAGGUCACACAGGUUUUUGACUUUCAGAAAAAUCACAGAAAAAGACUUAUGUCACACAUUCGUGAUAAACUGCUGAAGCAGGACGAACAUGCAAGAAAAACUGAGAAGUAUGGAAUGUCAAUUCAGAAUCUAGAAAGAGAAAUAAUUAAACUGAGAGAAGAAAAUUCAUAUUUAAAACGCUUGAUAUCUGAAAAGGGUCUAGGAAGUCAUUCAAGACAGGGAACGCCUGCUAAACUUUCAUCACCUGUGCACCGAGCCUCACCUGGAAUAUCUCCACUGCCGUAUCUUAACAGAAUCAACUCAGCUUUGCAGUUACAGUUCGGCUCUCAGGUUGGUGGAAACACACCACCAUGUUCUAUAGCACCUGGUAGAGUGUCUGUUCGGACACCACCCUGUAGUGGAAGAAUUGGAACUACUCGUGCAACUCCGGUACACAUGGAUACGCAGCAAAAUACACCUCUGUCUGUUCCACAUCCUAUUAAUUUUGCAACUCCUUCUCCAUCGAGACCCGGCAUCAGGUAACAGAAAUUCUGUGAGAUCUACUCCCAACCCAAGUGUCAGAGACAGCGAGAGCGAGAGCUAGCAAUAUUUUGCAACUUGAUAUUCAUUCAUUGAUGUCAAAUAAAGUUUGUUACAUA